AUGUCAAAAUUUGGCGACGACGAUGCCAAGGUGACGGGCGCAGCCGAGCCGCUGAGCGACUCGAAAAGCGGCUUCGCCCAGAGCGAGUUGUAUGGACCGUCAAUUGGCGGAAAGACCUUCGACCAGAAGCUUUUGUACAAGUUGGACAUGAAGCUGAUGGUUGCGAUGUUCUUUCUCAACUUCUUGUCGCUCAUGGGAAGAACGAACAUUGGGGCCGCUCUCAUUCGCCAGCUGCCCCAAGAUCUCAAGCUUGACGCGAUGAAGGUUUUCAUCGUGCUGACCAUGCCCGCGGUCCCGUUGAUUUUAUUCGAGGUCCCCAGUAAUCUCCUGAUGCGGUUUCUGGACCGAAGAUUCAACUUCCAUUACAUGUGGUAUAUGUGUCUCUUGGAUGUCUUGCUCGGGGUCAUCACGAUCGGACAAGGCUUUGUUAAAACAUUUGAUCAGAUACUUGCCACACGUUUCCUUGUUGGCGUUUUUGACGCAGGGUUGAUACCCGGUUGCGUCUUCCUCUGUUCACUAUAUUACCCUCCGACUCACCUUCAGUGGAGGCUUGGUCUCAUCACCGUGGCCAAUAUAUGUUCAAACAUCGCUGGCAAUUUCCUGGCGUAUGCCAUCGCAAACAUCAAGAUAACCGACAACUUCAAAGGUUGGAGAUGGAUUUUCAUCAUCGAAGGCAUCAUCACGGUUGUCGCUGCUUGUCUAUGCUCGGUGUCAAAUGUCGGGCCCCCGAAUAAGGCGAAAUUCUUGACGGAAGAGGAGAAAAGAAUCAUAGCGAGUUCCGUGGAAAGUCGCACAACCAGUAUUGGUGCAUUGGCGGAGUGGAAGCUAUUUCUUUCGAACCCACUGAACUACUGCUGGGCAGCUCUUUACUGCUUCACAACUACAACGGCCUAUUCGGUAUCCAUCUUCUCGCCGUCUUUCGUCAAGUCAUUCCGCCCAGAGCUGGAUGCCACGGAGAUACAGGCUCAGAUCGUUCCGAUUUUCGUGGUGGCCGCAUUUGCCUGUUUGUCGACGGCCUAUGCCGCUGACCGUCUCAACCAUCGCUCUGCCUUCGGCCUGGUGGGGUUUGUCUUUACAAUCAUCGGCUACGCCAUCUUGCGCAAAAAUGAGCAUGAGAGUUCGAGUGUCACCAUGAUGGCUCUCUACUUCAUCGCUUUCGGUACCUACAUCACCCUUCCGAUGAUCUGGAUCCUCACCAUGCAAAACCUGCGGACGCCGUUUCAACGAGCAAUUGGAAGUGGUUUCGUGAUCGGGGUUGGAAAUACUUCUAGCUAUAUCUCAGCUUGGAUCUUCAGGACCAGCGAGGGGCCUUUUUAUCAACGUGGGAUGACCAUCAGUAUGAUACUGGUCAUCAUCGCGUUUGUACUUCUCUCGGAUAAGCACAGCUCGAAGUGA
This is a messenger RNA of Colletotrichum graminicola M1.001, 1395 nucleotides long. Its product is annotated as major facilitator superfamily transporter. Gene Ontology annotation, cellular component: membrane. Gene Ontology annotation, biological process: transmembrane transport. The coding region runs from base 1 to 1395 and encodes 464 amino acids. The record is from RefSeq and is a predicted model, not a curated record. Gene Ontology annotation, molecular function: transmembrane transporter activity. Lineage: Eukaryota; Fungi; Ascomycota; Sordariomycetes; Glomerellales; Glomerellaceae. The transcript is spliced from 4 exons.